UUCACCCGUCAAUCAAUCAAUUUCAAUCAUCAUCCUGCUUAUUUCAAAAAUCCACAUAACUGUUAUACACUUGUUUAUCUAAACCAUAAAACACUAUAAACAUUUACUCAUAGUAGGAACUGUAUAAAUGAUCAAAUAUGGACAUGUCCAAAGUAUGCCGUAGUUGUAUGAAAGAAGUAGCUUCAUGGGAGCGAGAAAAUUUCAACCCAAGAGCUGUGGAGAUGUUUUGUUUUUGUACAAAUAUUAUGAUUACCGAAGAAGACAAACUCCCGCAACAGUUCUGUUACGACUGCACCAUAAAGAUAGAAUCUUCAUUCACGUUUAUCACAGAAGCACAGAAGGUCAACAUAACACUAAAGAACAUAAUAUCUCGAGCUUUAACCAGCAUUAUUGUGGAACCGACCGAGAGCCACAAUAAGACCAUUCAAAAUCCAGUAAAUAAUAUGAAGUUAACUUUACCAGAUUACAAGAUAAGUACUUCAGCAGAUGAUUACUAUGAACCUAUUUUAUCUGAGGAAAUUUGUAAUGAAAGAAGUGCAGAUAUUCACCACAUAGAUAUUGACAUAAAUAAAGAGAAUGCAUUAAUACAAACUAAGAAUGACAUUGCUACUGAAGAACUAAAUACUAUGUCUAUAGAUGCUGGAAAUGGAAGUGAGAAUAAAAAAAAUAUCUGCCCUGUGUGUAGAAAAAUGUUCACAUCUAAAACCUGGUUUGAUAAACACAUGGAGAAGGAACAUACUGGCCGGAAAUAUAGUUGCCCUCACUGUUCUAAAACAUUUGCAAAGAAGAGUCAGUUAAAGUACCACUCCACGACACACUCUGAUGUGCGACAGUUCUCGUGCCCCGAGCCGGACUGCGGCAAGAGGUUCAAGAGACGCAAGCAGCUGGCUUGUCACGCUCGGUCGCACGGGGACGUCAGGCCUUAUGCUUGUGAUCUGUGCUCCAGGAGAUUUAAACUGAAAAGUGUUUUAAAGUGUCACAUGAAGGUACACGAGGACACCAAGCAGUACCUGUGUUACCACUGCGGGUGGAGCUUCACUCAAAUUGGCAACCUGAAAGUGCACAUGCGCAUACACACUGGGGAGAAGCCCUUCUCGUGUACCGAAUGCGGGUUCCGCGCGGCCGCCGCCUCCAACCUGCGGCGCCACCAGCGCCGGCACCGCAACGCUGCCUCACAUGUGUGCGGCACGUGUAGGAAGGGAUUCUACGACGCCAGUGCUUUGACGCGGCACACGCGCACCCACACAGGAGAGCUGCCGUACCAAUGCCCGAGCUGCGCGCGCGCGUUCGCGGACAGCUGGAAGCGCAAGACGCACCUCAUGCGCGCGCACCGCCGCGCGCUCGCCGCCAUCCCGCGCAUGCGCAGGGACGGACAGCCCGCCAUCUGAACACACUCUCCACAUCCGGCUCGAAGGACCAUAAUGGGUUUUUUUUCAUUUACAGUUACGGGAAGAACAUAAUGACAGUUUAUUCCAAAUGUUAACGGAUAUAUGACGGAAAAUAAUACGCAGUUAUUAUCCGGCUAGAAGGACCAUGAUGUAUGUAUGUAAGCGAUUUACAAAAAGAAUGGCUUCUUAACAGAAUAUAUGUCAAAAUACUGGCAGUUUGUAUUUGGUACAACCAGUAGCACCAUCAGUAGUUCUACGCGUGAGAUGAGUGGUUAUCAAUAAAUUCCCCACUUAAGAUGAUAAUACAUAACUUUGUGACGUCAAAAAUUUACUUCAAACUAUUUCUACUGAUUUGAUAAAUCAAAAUUAAAUCAUUUGUUCAGAAAUUAGGCGUUCACGUCAUAUUCUAAAUUAAAUGAUAUUUACCAAAGCUACUAUAGCAUUUCGGAACGACCACUGCUGAGAAGAAAUGCCGAAAGAAACUCAUUCAAACAGUAUUGGUCCCUAUUAUGCCAGAAAGGCUUACCAUUCUUUAAAUAUAAAUUUUUGUAUAAUUUUAUCAUAUCACCCUAUAUAAAAAAAGAGUUAUUUAAAAAAUA
Messenger RNA from Plodia interpunctella (Indianmeal moth), 1987 nucleotides. Its product is annotated as zinc finger protein 771-like. Gene Ontology annotation, biological process: regulation of transcription by RNA polymerase II. Bases 138 to 1388 code for a protein of 416 amino acids. Gene Ontology annotation, cellular component: nucleus. Gene Ontology annotation, molecular function: DNA-binding transcription factor activity; zinc ion binding; RNA polymerase II cis-regulatory region sequence-specific DNA binding. Lineage: Eukaryota; Metazoa; Arthropoda; Insecta; Lepidoptera; Pyralidae. The record is from RefSeq and is a predicted model, not a curated record. The transcript has 6 exons.